Quercus robur (English oak) is the source of this 3529-nucleotide messenger RNA. RefSeq names its product putative pentatricopeptide repeat-containing protein At2g02150. The transcript is spliced from 4 exons. Gene Ontology annotation, molecular function: protein binding. The record is from RefSeq and is a predicted model, not a curated record. Bases 217 to 2505 code for a protein of 762 amino acids. Lineage: Eukaryota; Viridiplantae; Streptophyta; Magnoliopsida; Fagales; Fagaceae.
UGCUUGCUUAAUUUUGAAUCUGAUAGCUCAAAAACCCAAACUAAAAACCUCAACGCACUUUUGCUAAAAAAAAAAACCUCAACGCACCAUACUUUAGUUGCUCAUAAACCCUAACCUAAACCACCACCAUUUCCAUUUUUCCUUCAACCCAAAACCCAAAAAGAAAACAAAAAGCUAUGAACACCCAUUGUUCUGGUACAUCCAAAACCCAAAACAAUGAAUCUCAUUGAAGGUGUUAUUGGUUUUCUCCUAUCAAAGAUGCUACUCUUUCUGCGCACUCUCUUCCACGUUGGUCGCAGAGCCUCUCACCGAGUAAGCCCUUUCACUGUUUCAUCAUCUCAUGGUUCUCUGACUGUUUGCCCUUGGAUUUGGUUCACCACUUUUCUUUGCAUAAUCAGAUACCCUUUUGCCUCAAAAUCAAACCCCAGCUAUUUUUUUGAUGAUAUAAAUAAAGAAUUAGUUCGUACUAUUAUUCAACAAGAGCAGUGGGAUGAUAAUAAUAGGAUUCUUAAUUUGUUUGAUUCAGCUUUGGCGCCCAUUUGGGUGUCAAAGGUUUUGGUGGAAUUGAAGUGGGAUCCUAAGUUAGCUUAUAGGUUCUUCAGAUGGGCUGGAACCCGAAUUGGGUUUCGCCACACCACAGAGUCGUAUUGUGUCUUGAUUCAUAUAUUGUUUUAUAAAAGAAUGUACUCUGAUGCACAUGAGAUUAUGAGAGAGUUGGUUUUGUUGAGGUGGGUUUUGCCCGGUUGUGAUGUUUUUGAUGUGUUGUGGUCGACAAGGAAUGUUUGUGUUCCGGGGUUCGGAGUGUUUGAUGCUUUGUUUAGUGUUUUAGUUGAGGUGGGAAUGCUUGAGGAAGCGAGUGAGUGUUUUUUAAGGAUGAGGAACUACAGGGUUUUGCCGAAAACACGGUCUUGUAAUGCACUUUUGCACGGGCUUUCAAAGUCCGGGAAGGGGGAAUUGUCAAGGAAGUUUUUUAAGGAAAUGAUUGGGGCUGGGAUUAAGCCUUCAGUUUUCACAUAUAAUAUAAUGAUAGAUUAUAUGGGCAAAGAAGGAGAUUUGGGGGCAGCUAGAAGCUUGUUUCAACAAAUGAAACAGAUGGGCCUUGUGCCGGAUAGUGUCACAUAUAAUUCUCUUAUUGAUGGGCAUGGAAAGGUUGGGUUGUUAGAUGAAUCGGUUUGUAUAUUUGAAGAAAUGAAGGAUGUGGGUUGUGAACCUGAUGUAAUAACAUAUAAUGCUCUAAUUAAUAGUUUUUGUAAAUUUGAUAGAAUGCCUCAGGCUUUUGAGUUUCUUCAUGAGAUGAAGAUCAAUGGAUUGAAACCGAAUGUUGUAACCUAUAGCACAUUAAUAGAUGCUUUCUGUAAGGAAGGGAUGAUGCAAGAGGCAAUUAAAUUUUUUGUGGACAUGAGACGAGUUGGUCUUUUACCCAAUGAAUUUACUUACACUUCUCUGAUUGAUGCAAAUUGUAAAUUACAUAAUCUAAAUGAUGCAUUGAAGCUGGCUAAUGAGAUGUUGCAGGCUGGAGUUAUCUUGAACAUUAUCACCUACACUGCUUUACUGGAUGGACUUUGUGAAGAUGGGAGGAUAAAGGAAGCAGAAGAAGUUUUUAGGGCAAUGCUGAAGGCUGGAGUAAUUCCUAACCAGAAAACUUAUACUGCCCUUUUUCAUGGGUAUGUUAAGGCUCAGAAAAUGGAGAGUGCCAUGCAUAUUUUGAAAGAAAUGAAGGAGAAAAGCAUCAAGCCCGAUAUCCUGCUGUAUGGGACAAUUAUUUGGUGUCUGUGCAGCCAAAAUAAGCUUGAAGAAUGUGAGCUUGUGAUAGGUGAAAUGAAGGGCUUUGGUCUAAGUACAAAUAAUUUUAUAUGCACAACACUUAUGGAUGCUUAUUUCAAGGCAGGAAAAACCACAGAGGCACUCAAUCUGCUACAAGAAAUGCAAGACUUAAAUAUUGAGAUCAAUGUUGUUACUUAUUGUGCACUAAUUGAUGGUUUGUGCAAAAAGGGUAUGGUUGAAGAGGCACUUAAGUAUUUUGGCAACAUGACUGACAUUGGUAUUCAGCCUAAUGUUGCAGUUUAUACAGCUCUAAUUGAUGGUCUUUGUAAAAAUAAUAGCAUCCAAGCAGCCAAGAAGCUGUUUGAUGACAUGUCGGACAAGGGUAUGAUUCCUGAUAAAAAUGUUUACACCGCUUUAAUUGAUGGGAACUUAAAGCAUGGCAAUGUCCAGGAAGCUUUGAGUUUGCGAGACAGAAUGAUUGAUUUGGGUCUGGAGUUUGAUCUGCCUGCCUAUACUUCCUUGAUUUGGGGAUUAUCCCAAUGUGGUCAGGUGCAACAAGCAAGAAAGUUUCUUGAUGAGAUGAUAGGGAAGGGUAUCAUUCCUGAUGAGAUUCUGUGUAUAUGUCUAUUGCGGAAGUAUUAUGAGCUAGGGAAUAUGGAUGAAGCUAUUGAUUUGCAAAAUGAAAUGGUUAAUAGGGGUCUACUUACUGGCAGUGGUGAUCUUGAGGUUCCUAAUUUAUGAACUUGAGAGGACUCAAGAAUACAAAGUUCCUCACUGGUUUCUGACUAGAUGGCAUGAGGUUGCAAAAUUGUGGGUUCUUGAUGAAAUAGACUGUUCCUGAUACUUAUUGUUUAUCAUAUUUAAAGUUCUUUCUGGUCUUGCCAUGCAAAUUCUGCCACAGAAUGGGUUUUGGUUUAAAGUUCUCAAGUGACCAUCAUCAGAGAAAUCAACCUUUAAUUUUCUGUCAAGUGGGUGGUUCCUGUGCCGGAAGGAUGUUAUGUCUGGGCUCAACUAAGUAAUUUGUGUGGAAUCAAUCAAGUGAAAGCAUUUGUAUGUAUCCAAGAAACAAGUUCAGUUGAAUUGGACGUUGCUUUGAUUGCUAGGAGAAGCAAGGGGCAUGCUUGCGCUUUGCACCUAGGUUCCAAGAGGCAUUUGCAUUCACGUGUGCCUUAUUAUUCACUCAAACAAAGACUUUGAGGCUCUAGGGAAGAUCAAUGCCACAUUUAUUCCUGUAUCUUGGGUUCUUCUAGCAUGCUGUGUGUUAAGUCUGGCAAUAUCUCUGGCAGUAAUGUGACAAUUUUUCUAAUAGAAAAUCUGGAAAGCUGCAACUGAAGGCUGGUCCCUAACUCCCUUGCUCAUGCACACAAGCACAAACAGGUGAGGACAUUUGUGCUGUGUUUGAGCACCUGAUUUGUUUCAUAUAUGAGCAAUGCUGAUGGCCUUGAUCUUGCUGUCCGCUUGCAUGACCAAUAAGGUUCAAGCAUCUACAGAAAAAGCAAGUUAUUUAGUUGGUGAAACUUUGCCACUUUGGCAACAAUGAGCUCUAACACAACAAAUCAGCACUCUAACAAGUUAUAAACAAAAGAUAUGUGCAUCAAGCUGUAAUGGUUGGCCUUUUUGUCCAAUACUUAAAAUAAAGAAAUGAUUGGAUGAAGCUCAUAAGUCAUAUGUAUAAGCGCCAAGCUCACCUCAAAAACGAUUUUGUUUAUGUUACAUGAUGCUGGAAUUUUAAUUGGAUUAUGCCUUUAUUUAAUAUAUUUUUAAA